AUGUCUGAUCCAGCUUGUAUCUUCAACAAUGACUGCUAUGACUAUAGCUUCAACUAUUCCACUUCUCUCUCACACAUCUACAACUCUAAUGGCAGCUUCUAUUACCCUCGCAAUACCACAGUCAUAGACCCUAAUUCUAAUUUACCUGAGUCUCCUCCACUUAGAGAAGCUCUUCCUCUCCUUAGCUUAAGCCCCAUCCAUAAGCAGCAAGAAGAUAAUGUUCCUCAGCAUGAAUACUAUUUCAUGGAGACGACCGAAAACUCUUCUAAUUCAAACUUUCUUGUUCAUGAUCUUGAUCAAUGCCAAGAAAGUACUCAUCAUCAUGAUGUGACCGUGGAUCUUCAUCUAGGGUUGUCAAACCCCGGUGGCGACGCUAUUGGUUACGGGGGUGGUGGGAGCAGCAGCAGCGAUGUCAUCCUUGAUUCUACCGAGCAAGAGCAUCAUCAUGAGCAUCAUCAAGAUCGUCAUCAAUAUCAUGGAGUAGAAGUUGCUUCUGAUCAUCAUGAUGGUGUACAAAGGGGCAGUCAUAAUCACUAUUGGAUCCCUACUCCUUCUCAGAUUCUCAUGGGUCCAACACAGUUCUCCUGUCCUCUCUGCUACAAGACCUUCAACAGAUACAACAACAUGCAGAUGCACAUGUGGGGACAUGGCUCAGAAUACAGAAAAGGACCGGAGUCACUAAGAGGGACACAACCAACGGGGAUGCUGAAGCUGCCUUGCUACUGCUGCGCACCGGGCUGCAAGAACAACAUUGAGCACCCGAGGGCAAGGCCGCUCAAGGACUUCCGUACGCUUCAGACACACUACAAGCGGAAGCACGGUGCGAGGCCCUUUGCUUGUCGUAGAUGUGGAAAGGCUUUUGCAGUCAAAGGAGACUGGAGGACGCACGAGAAGAACUGUGGGAGGCUUUGGUAUUGUUCAUGUGGCUCGGAUUUCAAGCACAAGAGGUCGCUUAAGGACCACGUCAAGGCCUUUGGUAAUGGUCAUGUCCCUUGUUUUGGCACUGAUUGCUUCGGCGAUCAUGAGGAUGAGGAGGCUGCUUCUGAUGUCGAACAGCAAGAAUGA
Molecule: messenger RNA, 1065 nt
Organism: Raphanus sativus (radish)
Lineage: Eukaryota; Viridiplantae; Streptophyta; Magnoliopsida; Brassicales; Brassicaceae
Product: zinc finger protein WIP4
Exons: 2
Coding region: 1-1065 (354 amino acids)
Biological process (GO): anatomical structure development; regulation of gene expression
Cellular component (GO): nucleus
Molecular function (GO): DNA-binding transcription factor activity
Source: RefSeq, a predicted model, not a curated record